AUGACUACUUACGGAAGCAAUAUCAGUAGGCGAAAGAGAAAUAUUCCUAAAAUAAAGUUUUGUGUGUGUUUUUUUGACAUAAACAGGAAGCUGGAGAGCCUUGAAGCAUUGAAGAAGACCUUUAAGAAGCUUGAUCAUGAUAUAAACAUACCUGAGUUUUUAGGAGCAAGGAAUCAAACUAUUGAGAGUCUAAGUAACCAAGUGGCCAUUUUCCAAGCUCAGCUUAUGGAGUGUCAUAGGAGGCUAAGUUGUUGGACGAACAUUGAUAGAAUAGAAAACACUGAGCACCUCACUUUAUUGGAAGAAUCAUUGAGGAAAUCUAUUGAAAGAAUCCAGUUUCACAAGGAACAUCACGGAAAGAACCAGCUUUUGCCAAUCGAAUGUACAACAACACAGUUUCACAGCGGGAUAUUGCCUUUGGCGAUGGGAGAUAAUAAUAGUAUGCAAGAAGCUCACUCCAUGUCUUGGCUUCCUGAUAAAGAUAACCAGCAAACAAUAUUACCUGGUGAUUCCAGCUUUAUUCCUCAUAGAGAGAUGGAUGGUUCGAUUCCGGUUUACACAAACUGCUUCUUUGAGUCUGUAAAACAAGAAGAUCAGAAAUGCAUCAACCCUGGACAACAGUUUGAGCUGUUAGGACAACAAGGAAAUGGUUUCUUGGGUUUACAACAAAUUGGGGAGGAAUAUUCGUAUCCUACACCAUUUGGUACUACUCUUGGAAUGGAAGAAGAUCAAGAGAAUGAGAUAAAAACUGAAAUGGCAUUUAAAAACUUGCAACAACAACAAGAUCCUUCAUCAAUGUUUGAUCCAACAGCUAGUAGUAGUAGUUGCUUUCAAAUCCCUCUUGAUCAACCCAUGUUUGCCACUGAUCUUCAUCAUCAUCAUCAAAAUUGGGUUUCAGGUUCAAUGUUUGGUCAAACUUCUUACAACCAGCAACCGAACUAACUCAAGAGAGCGCUCAUGUAUGUAAUCUAUUCUAGGAUGAUGACUGGACUUAUGUCUGAACAAGGACUAGUUUCAGACUUUCAGUCAUUGCUAUAAUGUCCAUAUGUAUAUAUAUAUAUAUAUAUAUAUAUAUAGAGAGAGAGAGAGAGAGAGAGAGAGAGAGAGUGUGUGUCUGUACGUGUAUAAGGUUGUAGUAUGUAUGAGAGCUUGUGAUAUAUAGUUUACUAGAUUCUGACCCGCCCUUAAAAGGGCGGGUAUAUUUUUGUUUUAUAUUUUUUAAAAGUUUUAGUUUUUAUAUUUGUGUUUUUAGUUAUAUCUGUGUUUUUCUUUGUAUAAUAAUUUUUUAGAUAAUUAAUAAUUUUUUUUUAUAACUUUAUUAAAAUAGUUAAACCACACCUAUGAAUAGGUCAUGUUCUUAAUUUAAUAGUAUUUAUUUUAUAUACCAUUAUUGUUAGACUCGUGUAAAAAUCAAAAAGCAAAAAACAGUUUUAACAUAAUUAAUAGAUUCUAACCCGCUCUUUGAAAGGAUGAGUAUAUUUUUUGUUUUAAUUUUUUUUGAAAAACUUAAUAUUUUCUAUUUGAGCUUUUAAUCAUAUUUAUGUUUAAUAUUAAUUUAAUUUAAUAUUUUUAGUAACUAUAUUAAAUAUGUAAAGUUGCAUAACUAUACACUUGCGCCAUACACAUUUCAGAAAUUAUUUUUAAAAUUUAUUUCUAAAGUUUUCAACCAUAUAUAUGGUUAAUAUGGUCUUCACUAACUUGAAGUAAGAUCAUAUUUAAUAUAAAAAAAUUAAUUGAACAACCUAUUGUACUAAAUGAGUUUAUAUGAAUAUUUAUUUCAAUUAAAAAUUCACUAAACCCCGUUAAACUGUAUUUUAACAUCACGUGUUUUGUUAAUCGAUAAACUUAAUGUUUGUGUAGAAUAUUUCAAAUUUGAUUAAAUUAAUGUCUGAUUGUAUAAGUCUCAAUUUUUUGGAUUGAAAUAUAAGUUAUGUGUACUGUAGUGUGAUAAUGAUUUUUGAAAAAUAUAUCAAAGUUUGUUAUAGUUAGAUAUUAUGAUGUAAUAAUCGGUGAAAAUAGUACUUUCCUUGUUCCUAAAAGAUCUAUAUUCUAAAUAAAAAAAUGUUUCAAAAAGAUACAUAUUCUAUAUUUUCAAUGCAAUUUUGUCAACUAAUAAUGAGAAAUUGAAAAACAUUAAUUGUAUUUUUAAAAAUCUUAUUGGUUUAAAAAUAGAAAAAUUAUAAAAUUAUAAAAAACUAUGCACUUAUAGCUAAGUUUUAAUAUGUUUUAUUAAAAAAAUAUGAAAAUACUAAAACAUGGAUCUUUUGGGAACGGAAAGAGUAUAUAUAUUCUCUUUCGUAGUAUUAGGGGUGAAAAUAAAAAGUAAAACUACUAUAAGUGUUUUCGUUUGUAUUUCUUAACAAAUAUAAAGUGUAUAAUUUAAUAAUUACAUUUUAUACUUUUUAACCGAGUUAUGAGAAACAAUUAACAUAUCAUUAUAAAAAGAUAUGUCAAUGAUAUAACUGUAAAGAUACUCCAACUUACGAAGUGUACAAAUAGUCUAUGCAGUUAUUCAGUUUGAUGCCGUUAUAAAAAUAUGGUUCCAUGCAGUUAUAUCACUACAGAUAAUAAUUAUAUUUAAUCAGUUCAAUGCAGUUAAAAAAACAUGGAUCGUUGC
Messenger RNA from Brassica rapa (field mustard), 2617 nucleotides. Its product is annotated as agamous-like MADS-box protein AGL65. NCBI's taxonomy places the organism in Eukaryota, Viridiplantae, Streptophyta, Magnoliopsida, Brassicales, Brassicaceae. The record is from RefSeq and is a predicted model, not a curated record.